AUGGAAAAUCAGGGCAUUUAUCAAGCUCAUGCUUAUGCUAUCACAGGUUCAGAAAUCAUAAAUGUUAAUUCCGUACUUACACAUCGUCUGAUACGAAUCCGUAAUCCACAUGGUAUUAAAGCAAGCGAGGCCUUGAUUGGCGCUAUUAAAUAUGAUCCAUCAAUUAAACACAGUUUGCUUGGAUUGAAAGUUGAUGAAGAAAGUUGGAUACUAUUGGAAGAUUAUGUAAAAUUUUUUGCCACCCUUGACAUUUGUAAUUUGACACCUAAUAAUAUAAAUCCUGAUGUUUUUACUGAUGAUCAUACAGCAAAACUAGCAUUAACAACUGUUGAGGGAAGAUGGAUGGGUGGAAUAUUUGAUGAUUAUGUUAGAAAUAAUGCAGAAAUUUUGGAUACUAAUCCUCAAUACCGUAUGACACUGAAACGGCAUCAUGAAGAUAACAAAACAUAUAGCAUUCUUAUUGGAUUAUCAUUGAAACACCGAGAGGAUUUAAAAUUAGUAACUGAUUCUAUUUUCAAUGAUGACAAAAAUUUGCCAAAACCAUUGAACAGUGGUUGCAAGAAGUGUAUGGAUGAGAUAAUGAGAUCAAAAAGAGGCCGAUUUAAUGGGGGUCAGGUUGGUUAUCGAUUAGAGUUACCACCUGGUGUAUAUUAUAUUUUACCACUUAUCAUGAAUACAAUAAAAAGAGCAACAUAUUUUCUACAAAUAUUAUCAGAGGAAAAAGAUAUUUUAGAGGUGUAUGAUCGUGAUGUUAACGUGCCUAAAAUGAAAGAUCAGUUUCAAAAAAUUUCCGAAACGGUAUCGAGCUGUAAAAAAAAUCGCAAAGUCUACAAAGAAUUUCAGAAUAGAUAUACAAAAACAGCUGAUUUUAAAGCGUUGUAUUUAAUUUUAAAAAAUCCAAAAGUAUCAACAAAUAGAUUAUGUAAACGUCCAAUACAACUUGAUGGACUAAGUCUAAAUUUACAAAAAUUAUUUUCAAGUGAAAAGUUUGGAAGUAGAAAACGAUUAUCUAUUGAAGCUAUUGAACAUAUAUUUUCGACUAGUGCAAACAUAUUCAUCAAGUAUGAUGUUAGUAAAAGUGGUUUUGUUCCAUACACACGAAUGAAGCGUAUGCUCGAUGAAUUUGGAUAUGAACUGCCAUAUACUAUCAUUGAAAUUUUGGUUGAUACAUAUAGAGAUGAGUCUCGUAUUUAUUAUGAUAAAUUUAUUCAGUGUUUUGUUCACAUGAGUCUUAUAUUUGGUAAAAUCGAAAAGAAAUUAUCUGAAAAUAAUGGACAAGAAUUCAAUGUUUGUUUUGAUGAUCUUCUUCAUAAAUUUUGGUUGAAAAUGGAAUCACGAAAAUUGUAUACAACAUUAAGUUUAGAAGAGGCGAUUGCUUCAUUAAGUGAUGAUAUUCAGAAACAGACAUUUCAAGCAAAGUCAACAUAUUAUCGUUCUAAUAUUUUUAUGUACUGA
Molecule: messenger RNA, 1455 nt
Organism: Aphidius gifuensis
Lineage: Eukaryota; Metazoa; Arthropoda; Insecta; Hymenoptera; Braconidae
Product: calpain-2 catalytic subunit-like
Exons: 7
Coding region: 1-1455 (484 amino acids)
Biological process (GO): proteolysis
Cellular component (GO): cytoplasm
Molecular function (GO): calcium-dependent cysteine-type endopeptidase activity
Source: RefSeq, a predicted model, not a curated record